Molecule: messenger RNA, 3204 nt
Organism: Lachnellula hyalina
Lineage: Eukaryota; Fungi; Ascomycota; Leotiomycetes; Helotiales; Lachnaceae
Product: Zinc finger protein
Exons: 5
Coding region: 1-3204 (1067 amino acids)
Biological process (GO): DNA-templated transcription; regulation of transcription by RNA polymerase II
Cellular component (GO): chromatin
Molecular function (GO): DNA-binding transcription factor activity, RNA polymerase II-specific; zinc ion binding; RNA polymerase II cis-regulatory region sequence-specific DNA binding
Source: RefSeq, a predicted model, not a curated record
AUGACUUCAGUUCUCGCAGCGCAACCUCACUCGUUUCCUACGAAGAAUAUCAUGUCACAGACUGAUAGCCCUACCAUGGCCCAGAUACAAGACCCGUCUCUGCGACGCCGUCCAAAAGCAGAACCAGUCGUAGACAAAAGUCGCGGUCGACGUCGAAGCAGAGCUGAGAAUGAAAAGGAUGAUACCGAAGCUGGGGAUACUUCGCCCGUAGAUGGCGAUGGUGGUGAGGGGCAUUCAUCGGGGACGGAUGGCCCUUCACGGAAGCGUCGCAGGAGUCGCAAGGGCUUGGACAAGAAAUUUGAAUGCCCUCAAGAAGGCUGCGGCAAGAGCUAUUCCAGAGCAGAGCACCUCUACCGGCAUCAACUUAAUCACACUCCCAAGCAGAUCUACAAUUGUGACUUCCCGGACUGUACCAGAACAUUCGUCCGGCAAGACUUAUGUAACAGGCAUAAAGAUCGCCACACGGCAAAGGGAUCUCAAUUGCACAGGAAAGAUUCUAUGAUGGGUCAUGCCCAUGCAUCCCCGACGACCGAUGCUGGGAAACCAUUGUCCAUGCACGGCUCAAACUCUCCUGAAGUCAUGAGACCAGGCCUUUCCGGUAUCAAAUCACGCACUAAUCAGCUCCAAUAUCAAUCACCUCAGGAGAUGAGCCCAAAUCCAUAUUCGCCAGUCAUCAACCAACAGCCUAGUACUUAUUCUGGUACGGGUUCAGGUGCAGCGGAGAUUUACACUCAAUCUACUGCUUUCAAGCGCUCAAAUAGCGAUAGUAUGUCUAGAGAGCACACCUCGACCAGUUCUGUGCCAAACAAUCGACCUCAGCGUCAUGCCAGCUUUGGUGUGUCGGAUUGCAAGCCAGCUGAAUUUUCAAGGCCAGCUCUACAGACAGCCGUGGGUCCUUACGGACUGCAGUCUUCUGCAUCAAACAGUCAAAGUUAUCCUCCACCUCAAGCUAGCCCACAAGGAUAUGUGAACCAACAAAAUUUCACCCCAUUCACUCUUCCUCCCCCGGGAUUCUCAACGUCAGCAGCGAGUACACCAAUAGUAACGCGGGAAACAGAGUCGACAUAUCCGACUUCUAUGUCUACUGAAUAUUCCAAUGACCCUAUCCAGCAUCAGCAAUCAGGCCCUGAUAUGAUGCUGCUGGACCAGAUGACAGCACCCAAUACGAUGCCAGUGUUUGGUGGUGAAGGAUACAACCGAUCACCAUUUGCAAUCCCAGAAGACUUUGUGGCGUAUCUGUUCAGCAACCAGCAACUGGAGAAUGCUGCUUCACCUAUGGGUCCGAUGGGUCCCCAAGCUGGUUAUGCGAAUUACCCGGAUUCUGGAAACCAAUACUAUGCUCCAUACUUUGCGAAUGAUGUCAACAUGCCCGGGUUCUUUCCGCCAAAUCAGCAACCACAUCAUCCCAUGGCCGUCACUAGUCUUCUAGACACAAGUCUUCCAGAAACCGUCCUCUCUGAAGAGAAGAGCCAGCAGAUUAUCGAUCUCAUCAAAGAGCGAUUCAACGAGACGGAUCAUGCACCAGUGGCGAGACAAAAGGAGGCCUUGCUUGAGGGCGAUCGUAGUGAAGACAGCCACAUGAUGAGCCGGAAGAUGAUGCAGACUUAUAUUGGAAGCUACUGGGUCCAUUUCAGCGCGCAGGUACCAAUACUGCAUAAGCCGACAUUCUCGCCUGACAAGACACCGAAUCUACUCUUAAUAGCCAUGAUUGCUAUUGGUGCUUCGUGUCUAGACAAAAUGCAUGGCUAUGAAGUGACACAAGCUGGUGCAGAGCUGUCAAACUUCUUGGCCUGGCAUCUGAGAUGGGAGAUCUUUAGCGAUUAUCAUUUCCGGCCUCCGGCGAAAUUAUGGGUCUUCCAAGCUCUGCUGCUCUUGGAGCUUUAUGAAAAGAUGUAUUCAACAAGAGCAUUACACGAACGGGCCCAUAUUCAUCAUGCGACGACGAUUACACUAAUGAGACGCGGCAGCUCACUUAUUGGUCGAUCAGCUCUUGAUUCCCCUCCCAGUGUACGAGAUGAUAAGCAAGGAUUAAAUGGAUCUCGACACUCUUCUGCAUCUGGAGCAAAUACACCCGAUGAAUGGUGGAACCACUGGGUCACGAACGAGGCAACUCGCCGGGCAGCAUUCGCAGCAUUUGUGAUUGAUUCUACUCAUGCAACAAUGUUUGGACACUCGACGGUGAUGGUAGCUCACGAGAUGCGGCUCCCGCUUCCCUGCGACGAAGCGUUGUGGAAUGCGACGAAUAGCGCUGAGGUUGGACGCAUUGAAGCAGGUCUACAUGCCAACGGGGUAAAACCAAUUUCGUUCCUAGAGGGUCUUAAGCGGACUUUGAAUGCACAGGAAGUGCGGACGAACUCUUUCGGCAGAUCGAUAUUAAUGGCCGGGCUUUUGAGUGUAAGUUGGCAUAUGAACCAACGAGACUUGCAAGUCAACUCUCUUGGGGUUUCACAAGCACUCGGUGGACGAGACAAGUGGCGUGGAUCACUAACACGGGCAUUCGAUCUCUGGAAGCAAGAUUUCGACCGCUCUUUGUUGCGAAAAGCAGACAGCGUUCCAGGUCCUUACAUGCACCCCGAAAAGAAGGAGGAGAACGCAAUCUUUCAAAGCCGAACGGUCCUCCACCACCUUGCCCACAUGGCUAUGCACGUCGACAUUGUCGAUUGCCAGAUCUUCGCCCGCGCAAAACGCCUCCUAGGCCGCACAAUUGGCGCGCAAGAUCUCAAUAGCGCUCAACGCCGCAUGAAAGACACCUGGGCACCGACGGCAAAGGCCCGCGACGCAACCUGGUACGCACUCCGAUUCCUAUGCAGCGUGCUGGUCCCCGAAGAAUCUACGUACCCUGGUCAGGACCCUGCCUUUGACUACUCGGCGCGCGACGAUGUGCUCAUGAACCGGCCUUGGGUCAUGUAUUUCGCGGCUCUCAUUGUGUGGAGUUAUGGCUUUGCUCUCGAAGGACCUUCAACGCAGCCUAUCCCCGCACAUUACAAUUUCGACGCGCAGGUCCAGGAUAUGCGGACGUAUCUGAGGAGACUCGGCGGGGUGAGGAGUCCCGAACAACUCAAGGACGUAAGGGGUUUCAAUGGAUGUAGUGGUAUGCUCAUGGUUCUACGCACGACAUUUGAGAAGACUCGAUGGGAGUUGCUGCAUGAAGCAGCACUGUUGUUGAACAAUUGUAUUCAAUUACUUGGUGGGGCCCAGAGUUGA